This is a messenger RNA of Thermochaetoides thermophila DSM 1495, 1113 nucleotides long. RefSeq lists its product as uncharacterized. Bases 1 to 1113 code for a protein of 370 amino acids. Gene Ontology annotation, molecular function: mRNA binding. The record is from RefSeq and is a predicted model, not a curated record. Lineage: Eukaryota; Fungi; Ascomycota; Sordariomycetes; Sordariales; Chaetomiaceae. The transcript has 2 exons. Gene Ontology annotation, cellular component: cytoplasm; nucleus.
AUGGAGAACUUCGAGACCAAUCACCCGGGCAACGACAACGACAACCAGCAGCAGCCUCGAGAUGCCCUUGCUGAUGGUCGGCGCAUCUAUAUGGGUAAUUUGCUUUACUCGGUCACUCCCGGAGACAUCGAACAGAUGCUUCAGGAUACCGGCCAUGGCCAGUUUGACAAAGUGCAUAUCUCUAUCGACCCUGUCAGCGGUCGCAACCCUGGAUACUGCUUCAUCGAGUUCUGCGCUCGUGAGGGCGCCGACCGCGCUCUGGCUGAGCUUCCGGGCACUCUUCUCUUCGGCCGUCCUGUGAAGGUUGGCCCCUGUCAUCCUAAGACCCAACGGCAGUCCAGAUGGCCGGGCAGUCGUGGUUCCAACUAUCAGCCAACUUUCCAGCGUUGGGGCGAUUGGCGAGCGGGGGAUGCUGACGCGGUCGCGGCAAAGCAACUGCAGCUGCAGAGGGAGGUGGAGGCCUCAGGCCAGUCGCUUCUCCAACGUGAUGACAGCGUCGAGGAGCAGGGCCCGUCGGGGGCCAUUCGCCACAUCGACAUUCGGAACCGCGUUGGUGAUGGCACCCAGCUGUAUGUUGGCGGCUUGGGCAAGAUGAUUGAUCAGGAGCAUCACGAUAUAGAGAUGAGAGAGCUGUUUGCCGGAUUUGACUUUGUUACCAUUGGCAAGCGCAUCACCGCCCACGAAUCUACCCGACAUCUGCCCGGCAACCACAACUACUGCUUCGUUGACUUCCGCACGCCAGAGGAAGCCGCCCGUGCUCUUAACACGAUGAAUGGCGCACCUUUGCCUGGUGGAGGUUACCUGAAGCUGUCGUACCCUCGUCACAAGGUGACAAAGCACAUUGCUCUGCCUGGCGUCCAGGCCCAGCGCGUGGAUCGCUGGGGUCAAUCCAGUCUAGGGGAGGCCAGUCGCGGUUCAUGGGAGCCCCGAAACGACGGUUACAGGGAGCCGCCGCGUGGACGAAGUGGCUACCCAGCGCAUCGAGAACGUGCCCAGAACGGUCUCGAUGGCGAUAGGGAGCAGCGCUCGGAGAAGAGGAGAGAGCAGAGCGAGCGGCAGAAGGCCAUCAUGGCUGCUGCUAGCUGGCGCUCGGGGGCCGGUGCAACCGCUUAG